AUAGAAGCAAAAACAUGCGCUCUUACAUCAAAAAUUUCUACGAUAGAAGUUGAGGUAUUUCCACGCAGAGAAAUUUCUAUCGAUGAUGCAAAAGAAUUCUAUAAAUUUGUAGAAAACUUACGACCGAAUUAUAAAAAGGCAUUUGAAGUAUGA
Molecule: messenger RNA, 153 nt
Organism: Racocetra persica
Lineage: Eukaryota; Fungi; Glomeromycota; Glomeromycetes; Diversisporales; Gigasporaceae
Source: the annotation of a GenBank genome assembly